This is a messenger RNA of Euleptes europaea (tarantolino), 1044 nucleotides long. RefSeq names its product prolactin-releasing peptide receptor-like. Gene Ontology annotation, molecular function: neuropeptide binding; neuropeptide Y receptor activity. Gene Ontology annotation, biological process: G protein-coupled receptor signaling pathway. Gene Ontology annotation, cellular component: neuron projection; plasma membrane. The coding region runs from base 1 to 1044 and encodes 347 amino acids. The record is from RefSeq and is a predicted model, not a curated record. The transcript has a single exon. NCBI's taxonomy places the organism in Eukaryota, Metazoa, Chordata, Lepidosauria, Squamata, Sphaerodactylidae.
AUGGAGCCCAACCACACCCUUGCAAGGAACUGGAGCAUCCCUGAGGACCCUUUUGUCGGGCUCCAGCUCCUGCUGUGGUUCAAGCCGCUCUUUGUGCCUCUCUACUGCCUCCUGGUGGUGGUGGCAUGCCUGGGGAACUCCUUCUUGGUGCUCUGCGUUGCGGCUGACCACAAGCUUCACAACGCCACCAACUUCUUCCUGGGCAACCUCUCGCUGGGCGACCUCCUCAUGUGCUUGGCCUGCGUGCCCCUGACAGUCUCCUAUGCGUUUGAGCCCCGCGGCUGGCUCUUCGGGCCCGCCAUGUGCCACGCCGUGGUCCUCCUGCAGGCGGCCACAGUCUACGUCUCCGUCCUUUCGCUCACGGCCAUAGCUGUGGACCGGUACGUAGUGGUGGCCUACCCGGUGCGGAGGCGCAUGGCCCUGCGCUACUGCGGGCUGGUGGUGGCCGCCAUCUGGGUUGCCUCUCUGGCCCUCGCGGUGCCGCCGGCGCUGCGUUCAAUUUACCUGGACCUCAGCAGCAUCGGGCAUGAGUUGUUCAUCUGCGAGGAGCUCUGGGAUGGGAUGGAGGCCCAGCGGCUGGCCUACUCGUGCGCCACUCUCUUUGUCAGCUACAUGGUCCCCCUCUUGGCCGUCACUGUGUCCUACUGCUCCAUCUCAGCCCACCUCCGCCGCCGGUGCAUCCCUGGCUUGGCCGGCUCCAACCAGAGUCAGUGGAACCGACAGAAGCGCAAGACCUUCAUCCUCUUGGUGGUGUCGGCCCUGACCUUCGCCCUUUGCUGGAUGCCCCUUCAGGUCCUCAACCUCGUCCGAGACUUGGACCCCGAUUUCUCCAUCCUGAGCAAGAAGUACAUCAACGUGGCCCAGCUUUCCUGCCACUUGGUGGCCAUGUCCUCGGCUUGCUACAACCCCUUCAUCUAUGCCUCCCUUCAUCGCAAGUUCAGGGCCCACCUGCGCGGCUAUUUCUGCUGCGGGAAGGACGGACGAGGCAAGGCAGGCCACGCCGGCCCCUGCGAUAACCUUGCCCGUGGCACAACUGCAGUGUGA